GUCUCAGCGAGAGAUUCCGCGACAAUCGCAUGUUGAAGUGCGUUUUCUGCGGCCACGAGUUCCAGGGCAACCAGUUCGUGGCGGCGCGCCAUUUCCGUCAGGGCAAGGGAUGUCCGAAAGUGACAGACGAGGCACUUGUCGACAUCCACUAUAACAGUGAGUACAAGGUGUCCGACAAGUUCCUAGAGCGGAUACAGCGAUUUGAGGAGCUUCACGGUGCGGCACCUGCGAUGGAUCCGCGACAGGACGAGGGGGGGGAGGGAGAGAUGAGGGACGCGGGGGAGCAGAUCGACGUAGACGACGACGUCGAGGAGGUUGCACGGGCGGGGUCGUCAGGGAAGGAGCGAGGGAAGGGCAUUGUCAGCGAGCCGGGGGGGCAGCAGGGCCACUACUUUGCGUCGGCGCACGUGUCGGCUAGUACAUGGGCAGGUGCGGAUACGGCUGAGGCGGUGCGCCCCGCAGUUGCAGGUUAUCGCUCUUCGUGUGAUGUACAUGUGGAUGUGCUCCUCUUUUGCGGAGAGAGGAAUUGGGCCGUCCACGAGGGUGUACAGACGAAGAAGCGUAACCGGCUUGAGUUCGAGAAGGUCGCGAAGUUGGUUGAGAUCUCAGCCAACAUCCGCCUUCUCUCUCAUCAGCGGGCAGGCCGCGGGUUCGCACUGCCGUGGACUCUAGAUGAGUCGUUGUUAGACGUGGAGGGAGGUAUCGGGAUUCGCCCCUCGUGGAAGGGGACGGACGAGAGCAGGACGCGGGAGGAGGUCGAGGAUCAGAGACGUUCAUGGCAGCGAGACCCAUGUGGGUCCAGAGCUCCUCCGGGUGAUGUGGGCGAUGUUUUUGGGACUCGAGCCGCCACAUUGCACCCAUACCCUCGAGACGACAGUGAUUCCGAGGGUCACGAGGACGAGGACGAGCCGGCGGGCCCCGCUAGCGCCACUCCUGCGGCGGAUGAGCGUGAUGAGUGGAGCGACCCAGAGGACGUCCAGUCGGGGAUUGACCAUCGUCCUCUGGGUUGCUCUGGCACGACAUCAUCCUCCGCUCUUCCCACUUCGACGGAGAAGCUUCAUCGACAGCCAGCCGGUGCAGAUCGAUUGCAGAGAUUGGUGAGGGGCCCGAGACAGCGAUUGGAGGACAGAUUGGAGGGCGGUCCUAUGCCGGUGCAGGGUGACGACGGAGACAGACAGGGGUUGGUUGGUGGAGAUGGAGGUGCGCUGGCCGGAGGUGGAGGCGGUGCCGAGGUUGAUGCUGCGGUUGAGGGGAUACCGAUGGGCGGCGGUGGCGGUUGCAGUGAGUUAGGCGAUAUGGGUAUGCCCCCGGGAGAGAGCGUGGGUCUGGCCCGAGGAGAGAGCGAGUCCCGUGGGGACAUCAGUGUGGGUAUGCCGGACUUACUGGGACAGAUCGGCUUCGCGGACCCGAGUAGUUUCUCCCCUGCCAUGCGCGCAGAGGUGAUGUUGGGGGCAGAGGGGGAUGAGGACCGAACACCCCCUGGAGAGACAUCUGCAGAGAGGCUGGAUAGGCUUGAUAGUCGUCGAGCGUGCCUCAUGGCACAGAGGGACCCCAGAACGCAAGAGCUCGCCUGUCUUGCGGCCGAGGACCGACAGAGGCAGCUGGGGACAUAUACGCCGGCGUCUGUUGACGUGGGGCCAGCUUCCCACACGGAUACUUCGGCAGAGGUUCACGAUACGACGCAGCGGGAGGCGGCUUCGGCAGAGGUUUCAAGUACGGGAGUAGAUGUUCAGCAGGGGACGCACGAGAGCGGGUUGGCACCGACAGAGGAGCCACGUUCGGAGCCGGCGCAGCCUCCUGCCGUGCAGCUGAGGCCAGAGGAGACAUUGCACGAGGUCGCGGGCGUGCCUCUGCCCGCGGGUUCAGUUGAGGGUGCCGUGCAUAUGUCCCCGGGUCUGGAGGACAUACAGACAGGGCAGUCAGUGGGCAUUGAUGAUAUUCGCCCAUCGGCACAGGCGGAGGGGAUAGCGCCGACCACCGGGGGGGACGGGGCUGUAGCGGGGGCCGUUGGUGUUGGCGGGUCAGGGGUGUCGUCCGCGGCCGAUCCGAUGUCCGCGUCCGGCGGGGGAGACCCCGCACAGGUGGACAGACGUGACGCGGAUGGAUAGGAGAUGCCACAAACUUUGGUGGUUCGCACUGCUGUGGGGCCAGUGGUGCCACAUCAG
Messenger RNA from Chara braunii, 2165 nucleotides. NCBI's taxonomy places the organism in Eukaryota, Viridiplantae, Streptophyta, Charophyceae, Charales, Characeae. The record is from the annotation of a GenBank genome assembly.